Messenger RNA from Annulohypoxylon truncatum, 2921 nucleotides. RefSeq names its product ATPases of the AAA+ class. The transcript has 2 exons. The record is from RefSeq and is a predicted model, not a curated record. Gene Ontology annotation, molecular function: ATP binding; ATP hydrolysis activity. NCBI's taxonomy places the organism in Eukaryota, Fungi, Ascomycota, Sordariomycetes, Xylariales, Hypoxylaceae. Bases 248 to 2908 code for a protein of 886 amino acids.
AGUAGUGUUUUGUCCAUAUAUCCUCCUACAGGUGCAAGGGCUAACUUCAUCUUUAUUCGACAUCUGUCAAAUAUGCGACGUCCAUGUAAACGACGAAACAAAAACGGGUCUUCCUUGUCUUCCGACAGCGCUCCCGCUGGUUUGUACAACACCAACGCUACUCUUGCUGUGUUUAGUGCAGCGGUAAUUUCCUCAUCCACCUUGUAUAAACACCGACCACUCCCAUCCAAAUCCACCUACAGUGAUCAUGUCUUCCGACAAUGAGAUACCCGGCCCUACCAAGGCCCUCUCGGACAAAUCUCAUCUAGAGACGGAAUCCUCGGUUUCAGACGACGAUGAAUGCAAUUCCGAGAUCAUGUUAGCAACCUUAUCCGACGAGGCGGAUGCGGAAGACAUCACUCUGCUACCAUCGCCAUUCCCCGUUCCACAUUCCAAGGCCGAGGAAACCUGGGAACGAAUCAAGAGAACUUAUGACGUGGGGAGUCGGGGCCUGGACUCUAUUAUGCAAAUGCUAGGCCUUGAAGAGGCGAAGCUUCGCCUCGUGGAAAUUGCUUUCAGGAUUACACUCGCGAACGCUACGAAGGGGGUGAUUCCUUUACCCGAUGAGCUUACCAUCAUGUUUCAAGGAAACCCGGGAAUAGGCAAGAAGACAAUUGCCAAUCACUAUGUCCAAUUCCUUCUCGACUUCAAAGUAUGCCGCGCGCCUCGAGGGCCCCCCAUACCACGUUUUGGACAAGGCCCUCGGUCUAACAGGACCAGCUCCCCCAGUUCCAGUGACACGUACGACUACUAUCAUGGGAUAGAGAAAGGUCAGGGGAGUGUUUUGGUCUUCGUUUGCAGGUCUAACCAAGACUUGCAAGACAUAACUAAAGACAAGAAAAGACGCGACAGCAUCCCGCGUCAGACGAUCCACCUUCAGGACUUUACCGAAUAUGAGCUGUACCACCUAUUUGUGAAAGAACUGUCUAAGAAGUUCAAUGGCACUGUUACGUUUGAAGGUUUUGCUAUUAACGGUGUACCAACUAAAGUCCUCGUCAAUCGGAUGGCUAAGAAUCGAGGAACCCAUGGGUUUGGAAAUGCUUGUUUAAUCGAGAACGUCAUUCUCGGGAUCAUUAAGCGCCAAUACAUUCGACUACUAGAGGAAAGCGAGACUUGCGGGAAUGUCGAAACUCGUGUCCUCACUCAAGAAGACUUACUCGGUCGUCCUCCGUCGCAAACCUUAGAACAUCAUGAAGCUUGGAAGAAGCUCGAGGCUAUGGUAGGCCUGAAAUCCGUGAAGACCGCGGUCAAGUCGUUGAUACUUCAACUACAAUGGAACUACAAUCGGGAGCUCGCAGAACUACCCCCAGUCAAAACUUCUCUCAACCGAAUAUUUCUAGGCAACCCAGGCACGGGAAAGACGACCGUUGCUAGACUCUACGCAAAGAUAUUUGCAGAUGCAGGCUUCUUAUCCAGCUCCGAGAUCGUCGUAAAGACACCAGCUGAUUUCAUCGGCUCUUAUCUAGGCGAGUCAGAAACCCGCACGAAGAAGAUUCUACAAGAAGCGAGGGGCAAAGUUCUUGUCAUUGACGAAGCAUACAUGCUGGGAAAUAGCGGCCAUCGUGAGGAGGUAGAUACCUACAGAGCAGGCGUGAUUGAUACCCUUGUCGGCGAGGUUCAGGGUGCUGACAACGAGGACCGCUGUGUUCUCUUGCUAGGAUACCGCGAGCAGAUGCAGGAGAUGUUUCGCAACACCAAUCCAGGCCUAGCUCGCAGAUUUCCGGUGUCGUCGGCAUUCGAGUUCGAGGACUAUACCAAGGAGGAGCUUCGCGAGAUACUCGAGUUGAAACUCGCCGAAGAGGGCUUGAAGGCUACUGAUGACGCAAAGCAGGUUGCCAUGGACGUGCUAGAGCGCGCGCGAAACUCCGCGGUGUUCGCAAACGCGGGGGAGAUCGAAAUUCUUUUGACCCAAGCGAAGGAACGCCAGCACGCGCGGCUUGCCGAUCUUGGAUGCCCUAGUGAAGAAUCGUUACAGACACUCGAGCCCAGUGAUAUGGAUGAGAAUUUCGACCGAAUCGAUCGCGCAGGGGUCAAUAUUAAGAAUUUAUUCGGUGGUAUGGUUGGUAGUCAGUCUCUCGUAGAGAAACUCGAAAGCUACCAGAAGAUUGUGAGGAACGCUAAGGCAAUUGAUCUCGGCGAUCCUAAAGAUUUUAUCCCCUUCAACUUCAUCUUCCGCGGUCCCCCGGGAACCGGUAAAAGUACAACCGCCAGAAAGAUGGGCAAGGUAUUUUACGAUCUCGGUUUCCUCGCGACGACUGAGAUAAUCGAGUGUUCCGUAUCGGAUCUGAUUGGACAGUACGUAGGUCAAACUGGGCCUCAGACGCGAAAGGUCUUCGAGGAAGCACUUGGCAAGGUCCUAUUCAUCGACGAAGCCUAUCGACUCGUAUCCGGCUAUAAGAGCUCCUACGCCUCAGAGGCAGUAGGCGAGAUAGUCGACAUCCUGACGCAAGAAAAGUUCCACAACAAACUCGUCGUCAUCUUAGCAGGCUAUGAAUGGGACAUGAAUAAGUUACUAGCAACCAACCCCGGUCUCAACAGCCGUUUUCCAGAGACUAUCGACUUCAAGAACCUGACUCCCCGCGAGUGUCAUGGACUGCUUUUCGAUUCCAUCAAGCCACGGUUGGUAUUCGAACUACUGCAGAUGGCGCAAUGGGAGAAGAUCGAUCAGUUAUUUGCGGAACUGGCUUCGCUACCUUUCUGGGGAAACGCACGUGACGUACAGACGCUGGCGAAGAACGUCAUGUCUACGGUGUUGAUAGAGGGUACCAUAAAGGAAGACAUAGUUUCGCGGGAGAUAGAGAAGAUGCUCGUGGAACGUCGAAAGAGAGCUCGGCAACAGAAACAAAGUAAACUUGGGGCGUCCUACUGAAUGGAGACCGGCU